AUGAUCAAGGUCAAGAAUCCAUCAACAGGCGAGAUCGAGACGCACACGGCCAGACAAGACUUUUCGCUCAGUGUUCCUCCUAUGGUGUCGAUAACGUUCAAUCGAAGAAAAGCGUACGUAAAAGAUGCUUGCAGCUGCGUAAUCACGAUCGAAAAUCCUCUGGAUUAUCCUCUUCAAAACGCUUCUUUGACAGUCGAAGCUAAUGGUCUCUUUACUGAUAGAAAUUUCACAGAACAAACUCUUGAACCAAAGACGACCUACCAGAUGAACUUCGAUUUCAUCCCCGAAAAAUCCGGGAAAUACACGGUUCUCAUCGAUAUCGACAGCAGAGAAAUCCAAGAUAUCAAAACCGAUGCCACCUUCGAAGUCCUAGAAUAA
Molecule: messenger RNA, 378 nt
Organism: Oikopleura dioica
Lineage: Eukaryota; Metazoa; Chordata; Appendicularia; Copelata; Oikopleuridae
Source: the annotation of a GenBank genome assembly